AUGAGGUCGCUGAUGACAGAGCUCCCGGACGAAGUAGUCCAGGCCAUUCUGCACCACCUGCCUCCGCGAAGCACGGCGGCCUUGCAGCAAACAUGCCGACGCUUUGUCAACAUCGCCAAUGAGCCUCUCCUCUGGAAGAUCUACUGUCAGCGGGAUUUUCGGUGGUGGGACGAGCGGCACGGCAUCAAAAGCCUCCUUCAAGAUGCCACUUUUACCGGAUGGAGAGAUCUGUACCAUGAUCGCCAAUUCGGGGCUCGUACCACGCGGCGGGCCAUCAACAAGAUUGUCACCGAAGAGACCGGUCGCCUGGCCUCCCUGAAGACGAUUCUAGAUGUCGGUUACGAUGCCAAAGACACUUUGCUCGAUCUGUUUAGGACUGCCCCUUCCUCCGAAGACCAGCUAGCUCUAAAGUACUGGAGUCAUGCAGCGCUUGGCUGUCUGCACCGACUACUCGCCGUGGGUGAAUGGGUGAGGUUGAGUGCUGCCGAGGCUCCCAUCCCAAUUGACAGAGCUAUUGCCGGCUUCGACCUAUUCAUCCUUGAAGAGCGAACCGAGGGCGACAUGGACGAUAUCUUCGCUCGACUGGAUUCCUACGCGGCUUCCGUUCGCUCCGCAUAUCCCAAUAUUGACGAUAUGACGCCUCGACAGAAAGCCAUCGCCAUCACCGCGCACCUUCAGGAGAACCAAUGGGUCGGAAUACAAGGGGAUCGACACUACCAUAGCCUCGACCACAUGUUCCUAGGGGUGGCCCUGUUCAGCGAGAACCGAAACUCGAUCCCGUUGAUUUCGGCCAUCAUCUUCAGUCAUGUUGCGUGCCAUUUCGGUCUCCGCGCCGCGCCAUGCAGCUUCCCUUUCCACGUGUAUGCUGUGGUCAGUCCACCGGUCGGACAGGACUUGGACGGCAACCCCCUACCCGAAUACAUCAGGGACCACGACGGCCCCAUAGCAUCCGAAGAGACACUCAUGUACAUGGACCCAUUCAGAAGCUUGGAGCCUCUAUCGCCCGAUGACCUCAGGGCCCAAUUGAAUUUCAUUUCGCCGAGCACGUCAGCCGCCAGAGUCGAGGGAUUUCUGACUCCUGCCAAACCGCGGAGCCUUAUGAUCCGGGCGGCGAAUAACAUCAUGGCCUCAGGAACGCACUACCCGGGCGAACCAGCUUUCCCUGUCGACCGUAAUCUCGCCACCUACGCCGCGCUGUUCUCGCUCGUGACCAUGACCGAUGCAUCAGGCACCAGGCGCCAUAACCUAACGUUCUUGGCUAAGCACUUCCUCGAAUUCUUUGAGUUGGAUGUCCAUCUAUUCGAGCGCCACAUGCUUCCCAUGACCGGCAACUACAUGGAGAGCUAUCGGUACCACGAAGUCAUCCAAGAACGCAAGGACGCAGACCAUGUAUCCCCACCGCCCAAGCCCCGCUCCGACCCCAAGAACUCCUUGGUCCAGUUCAAGGUCGGCCAGGUAUUCCGGCACCGCCGUCUCAGGUACGUGGCGGUGAUAUACGGCUGGGACCCAGACUGCCGCAUGCAGGAGUAUUGGAUCACCACGAAUCAAGUGGACCGGUUGCCGAACGGCCGACACCAGCCUUUCUACAAUGCCAUAGUGGACGAUCAGUCGACGCGUUAUGUGGCCGAGGAAAACGUGGUGGUGCUUCAGCCGAGUGAGAUCACAGAAGACCUGUUGAAUGCAUUUCCCCUGAAGCUUGGCAAGUGGUUCAAGAGGUACGACCAUGAGACCGGCACGUUUGUGAGCAACGUCCGGGCCGAGUACCCGGAUGAUUGA
Molecule: messenger RNA, 1776 nt
Organism: Capronia epimyces CBS 606.96
Lineage: Eukaryota; Fungi; Ascomycota; Eurotiomycetes; Chaetothyriales; Herpotrichiellaceae
Exons: 3
Coding region: 1-1776 (591 amino acids)
Molecular function (GO): DNA binding; protein binding
Source: RefSeq, a predicted model, not a curated record